This is a messenger RNA of Penicillium verrucosum, 2283 nucleotides long. RefSeq names its product Zn(II)2Cys6 transcription factor. Gene Ontology annotation, biological process: positive regulation of transcription by RNA polymerase II; DNA-templated transcription. Gene Ontology annotation, cellular component: nucleus. The record is from RefSeq and is a predicted model, not a curated record. Lineage: Eukaryota; Fungi; Ascomycota; Eurotiomycetes; Eurotiales; Aspergillaceae. Bases 1 to 2283 code for a protein of 760 amino acids. The transcript is spliced from 4 exons. Gene Ontology annotation, molecular function: DNA-binding transcription factor activity, RNA polymerase II-specific; sequence-specific DNA binding; zinc ion binding.
AUGACAACCACUAGCGUUGCCAUGCGAUCUCCUCGGCCCGCGAUCAAAUUAAAUGAAACAACUUCAACGGAGCCCGUGUCUAACAAGAGGAAAGCCUCCGACACAUUAAAAAACGGUGUUAUACACCGCCAGAAAAUCACCAGAGCCUGUGACUCGUGCAAAGUAAAGAAAACCCGAUGCACUGGUACUUUACCAUGCACACGAUGUACACGAUUGUCGCUGCCAUGCAGGUACAACGCUGCAUACUCUCGGGGCCUACCACCAGACCCUCUCCCUGCAUCACCGAGUCCACUUUCGACUCCGACUGGGCGUCGUGCAUUUGAGGAUGGGGAUGGACUCACGUCCAGCCCCAGUUUACAAGGCAAUUCUCGGGACUCGACUGUAAACGACAAUCUACUUUCAGCCCCAAAUAAAAACAAAAACCAGUACCAGCAUGUGUUAUCAUCACGGAAUUCACCGGAGCCAGGAUCAACGGACUUUGAGGGUAAUUACCUCGGCCCUUCAUCCGGUGUGUCGUUUAUCAAUCGUGUAUGGAGCCGUCUGCAUCAAGAUGAAACGACGCACUAUCCGGAUGAACUCCAAAAUGAGUCCUCGCGGAAUACAGCCGUUUUUAUGUUUGGUGAUAAGCCUUACUCCAAUCCCCAGGAGGCAGAGUUUACCCUCCCGUCUCUGGAGAAGGCGCUGGAGCUGGUGGGAAUUUACUUCGAUUACUCUAUGGUGACUUAUCGGUUUGUGCACAGGGGCAAUGUGGAAGACUGGACUAGACAGGUUUACCAAAAUAACAUCGGCCUCUCGAAUCUCCCUGUGGGAAAUAUGGUUGCCCGGACUGCUAUUGUUCUCAUGAUCAUUGCCGUGAGUACUUUGUAUGUGGAAAUGAGACCUGGGGGAAUGCCUGGUGGGCGGGGUGAAAGGUUAGAAAGUGAGCGCUGGUACGCAGCAUCGAAAUACAUGUCCUCUCUCGAGUCAGGACCGCCGCGACUGGAAACCAUCCAGGCCCGGCUAGGCCAAUGCCUAUAUCUGCUGUCGUCAUCACGGGCCAAUGAAUGCUGGUACUCAUUCGGCACGACAAUGCAGAUUGUGACUGCACUUGGAUUACACAGGAAGGGGCCAGCCAAAGCCUCGAAUAACGGGUGCUCGCAUCUAGAAUUAGAGCUCCGCAGACGCAUCUUCUGGAGUGUAUAUACUCUAGACAAAUACCUAAGCAUUAUGUUCGGAAGACCUCGAUUACUUCACGACGAGGACAUCGACCAAGAACUACCGGAAGAGACGAACGACGAAGAUUUACUGGAAGAAGAUCCGACGCGGAGAACAGGAUCAACAGACAGCAUGAUGAUUGCCUCUGUUCUCCAUUACCGACUCGGUCGUAUUCUGGGCGAUAUAUCCCGUCAGCUAUAUAGCAUAAACACACACUCUCGAGAUUCCCCCAUCGAGACCGCAAUCCGCCUAACCUCUGAACUCGAAAAAUGGAAAGAAACCGUCCCACCCAUAUUCAACAGUGUUCACCCAACUAGUUUAAUCCCACCCCUCUGCCGCCAAAGCCAAGUCCUCCAACUUGCCUACUCCCACGCUAUGAUGCACGUCACCCGCUCAUUCCUCUUAAACGAUUUCACAGACCUCAGCCGCAGACCGAAAGUCCCGCAUCCGAUGGUCAGCUCGCACGUCCAGAAAUGCAUCCAGGCUGCCGAGGACAUCAUGACAAUAACCGAUGGCCUCGCGCAUCAAGGUGUGCUAAUCCAGUCCUUCUGGUUCACGCACUAUGUGUGCUUCUGUGCUGUUUUGGUCAUUUACAUCCAUACCAUCCAACAGCACCGUAAGUCCUUGGGCGGAUCUAGCUCUGUCUCUGUCUCUCCGGUCGGAAGUCCCAAUGACCGAGAUAAAUUACGCCAGCUUUUUUCUCUCGCUGAGUCUUGCCAACAACACCUUGUUGAGGCCACGCGUAAGAACUGUCCGAGUCGCCGUUACGGGAUCAUUCUGGAGGAGUUGAGACAGGAGGUUCAUCGGCAGACUGGGUCCAAUGGGGUCUCUACUGAGACUCGGGCCUAUCCUUCUAGUGGAAAUGAUACUCUUUAUGUUUUGGGAGAGGGUUCACAAAAUGCGAAUGUAAAAUCGGUUCUCUAUGACACCCAGGCGGCUGAUUUCAUGAUGCCACCAACCGAUUUAGGUAUGAAUACGGGAGACGAUGCAGGCUUACUUGAGAGUCUCGAGGGAUCGAUAUGGUGGGCUCAACUUGACUCAUGGGCCUUUUCUAAUCCCCCUAAUGACCCUUCUACGUUUAACUUUUAA